Molecule: messenger RNA, 555 nt
Organism: Megalops cyprinoides (Indo-Pacific tarpon)
Lineage: Eukaryota; Metazoa; Chordata; Actinopteri; Elopiformes; Megalopidae
Gene: ier3ip1
Product: immediate early response 3 interacting protein 1
Exons: 3
Coding region: 21-269 (82 amino acids)
Biological process (GO): endoplasmic reticulum to Golgi vesicle-mediated transport
Cellular component (GO): COPII-coated ER to Golgi transport vesicle; Golgi membrane; endoplasmic reticulum membrane
Source: RefSeq, a predicted model, not a curated record
CAGAGAAAGAUUCUGCCAGCAUGGCGUUCACCCUGUACUCUCUCAUCCAGGCGGCAAUUUUGUGUGUAAAUGCAAUAGCCGUUUUGCACGAAGAGAGAUUCCUGAGUAAAGUUGGCUGGGGUGCGGACCAAGGCAUUGGAGGGUUUGGUGAUGAACCAGGAAUUAAAUCCCAGCUCAUGAACCUUGUUCGUUCAGUGAGGACCGUGAUGAGAGUGCCCUUGAUAAUAGUUAAUUCAGUGUGUAUCGUGUUACUACUGCUGUUUGGAUGAAGAGAAGUUGACAGAAGUGCCACAACACAGUGGAUUGGAUGCAGGAAUAAAAACUCAAGAAUUUGUAAUAUUGGAGUGGAUGAUGUCAUUGCUCUGUGUUCUGCUGUAUGUGUCUGUGAAAUCUUUUUGUAACAUAACCUUACUUCUUCAUAUCUUUACAAAUCACAAAGGUAAACUAUUCCCAUUUCAUUGAGACAUCAUGAGAUGGAUGAAAUGAUUAAAUGGUUUUGAUCAACUGAAUGAAGACAGCACUAUCUGUCACAACUCAUUGAGAAAGUACAGCCCC